AUGGGACAAGAACAACUAAAAGUGCUAAAUGCACUAGAUGUUGCAAAGACACAAUGGUAUCAUUUCACUGCAAUUAUUGUUGCUGGCAUGGGUUUUUUCACUGAUGCAUAUGAUCUCUUUAGCAUAUCCUUAGUGACAAAACUCCUUGGUCGUAUAUAUUACACUGAGCCUGGUUCACUUAAGCCAGGGACAUUACCUCCAAAUGUCUCAGCUGCUGUUAACGGCGUUGCCUUUUGUGGGACUCUAACAGGGCAGCUCUUCUUUGGGUGGCUCGGAGACAAAUUGGGUAGAAAAAAGGUCUAUGGUAUGACUCUAUUGAUGAUGGUCCUAUGUUCCUUUGCUUCAGGCCUUUCAUUUGGGCAUGAUGCUAAAGGUGUCAUGACGACUCUUUGCUUCUUUCGAUUUUGGCUUGGAUUUGGGAUUGGAGGAGACUAUCCACUUUCCGCCACCAUCAUGUCUGAAUACUCCAAUAAGAAAACUCGUGGAGCCUUCAUUGCCGCGGUUUUUGCUAUGCAAGGAUUUGGGAACUUGACUGGUGGUAUAUUUGCUCUUAUAAUUUCGACUUGUUUUAAGUCUGCAUACCCUGCUCCCACUUAUCAGGACAAUGCAGCUGCCUCAUUGGUACCACAGGCUGACUAUGUGUGGAGGAUCAUCCUAAUGUUUGGUGCUAUUCCUGCUCUGCUAACUUACUACUGGCGCGCCAAGAUGCCUGAAACUGCUCGUUACACUGCUCUUGUUGCCAAGAAUACUGAACAGGCUGCCGCUGAUAUGUCUAAGGUGUUACAAGUUGAGAUCAAAGAGGACCAACAAAAGGCAGCAAAAACAGAAGAAAGUAGGACAAAACAAUUUGGUUUAUUCUCUAAGCAAUUCUUGAAGAGACAUGGUCUUCAUUUGCUUGGAACUGCCACAUGUUGGUUCUUACUAGACAUUGCAUUCUACAGCAACAAUCUCUUCCAAAAAGACAUCUUUAGCGCAGUAGGUUGGCUACCAAAAGCUCAGACAAUGAGUGCACUUCAAGAGCUCUACAUGGUUGCUCGAGCACAAACCUUAGUAUCUCUAUGUGGGACUGUUCCAGGCUACUGGUUCACAGUAGCCUUCAUCGACGUAGUAGGUCGUUUCACCAUUCAAUUGAUGGGAUUUUUCCUUAUGACAGUCUUCAUGUUUGGACUUGCUAUCCCUUACAACUAUUGGACCACCCCUGGAAACCACAUUGGGUUUGUAGUCAUGUAUGCUUUCACCUUCUUUUUUGCGAACUUUGGUCCCAAUGCUACCACUUUUGUGGUGCCUGCAGAGAUCUUUCCAGCCCGUUUUAGGUCUACUUGCCAUGGGAUUUCGUCUGCUGCAGGAAAAGCCGGUGCCAUUAUUGGCGCAUUCGGGUUCUUGUACUUGGCUCAGCCUACUGAUCCAAGUAAGACUGAUGCUGGAUAUCCUGCAGGUAUUGGAGUUAGGAAUGCACUUAUGAUAUUGGGUGGAAUUUGUGGACUUGGAUUCUUCUUUACUUUCCUUGUUCCUGAAGCUAAUGGGAAGUCCUUGGAAGAAAUGUCAGGUGAGAAUGAAGAUGAGGAUGAAGUUGAAGAGUAUCAGCUUUCUGGGAUUGAUAACAGAACUACUGUACCAGUUUAAGAAAUUUGAUGGCAUCUUUUGUUUGUUUAUAUAUGUAGGUACAUUGUUUUUCUUAUUUUCCCAGAGGUUUUAAUGUUAGAAAAAGUGUUUGCAUGUGCUAGUGCUUUUACAUUAUAAAUAAGCACUUUUAGAUGGUGCUGUAGUUAGAUGAUGGUUGUUCUUGAAUUUUUCUUUCGAGCUUUAGGUUACUCUUUUGAUUAUUUUCAUUAAUGUAAUGAAAAUUCCAUUAUGUACGUUGUGCAAUUAACAUGUCAUGUGUUACUUUUUUUUUUUUUUUUUUUUUUGAGUUGAUGAUAAUUUGAACCUUUUCCUUUUAAUCUAUUUCAACAGUUAUUUAAUGCAAAGAUAAUAUUUGUAUUAUACAAAGAUAAUAUUUGUAUUAUACAAAACGAAUUUCAUGUCAACAAAAACAGAAUACUAAAAAAUUUAGAAUGUAAUAAGAGUACACUUUAAAAACACUAGGUAAUAGUAUCAUAUUCAUGGAUCAAGGACAUUAGGCGAAUAACAGAAUCGAGGCGUAUCUUGCUGAGUGUGGAGGAGUACUUCGGUUAUUCUCUCAACUUUGGCUUGUGUAAUUGGCCGAUCAAAGAGUAGUUCAAAAUAGAGUUGAUUCAACUCCCUCUUCUAAGUUUAGGCCGUAUUUUGUACAAGGAUAUUGUGGGUGUAGCUUUACCUCAGCUUCAUUGCUCCCUAGUUUUUAGUCAGUUCGUUUGGUUUUUGUUCUUAGUUUGUAGUUGGUUUGUUGCCUUUUUGCUUUAUUGUGUCUGAAGUCUUCCCCUCUUUGCAUCAAAAAAAUAAAUUUCACUCUCAUAAAUUUAUCAAAUUCAGUUUGCAAUACAUCCAUCUAGUACGAAUUGAUAGUA
This is a messenger RNA of Beta vulgaris subsp. vulgaris (sugar beet), 2486 nucleotides long. RefSeq names its product probable inorganic phosphate transporter 1-4. The transcript has 2 exons. Gene Ontology annotation, molecular function: phosphate transmembrane transporter activity. The coding region runs from base 1 to 1623 and encodes 540 amino acids. Gene Ontology annotation, cellular component: membrane. Lineage: Eukaryota; Viridiplantae; Streptophyta; Magnoliopsida; Caryophyllales; Amaranthaceae. The record is from RefSeq and is a predicted model, not a curated record. Gene Ontology annotation, biological process: transmembrane transport; phosphate ion transport.